This is a messenger RNA of Necator americanus (New World hookworm), 618 nucleotides long. RefSeq lists its product as uncharacterized. The transcript has 8 exons. Gene Ontology annotation, cellular component: post-mRNA release spliceosomal complex; U2-type spliceosomal complex. The coding region runs from base 1 to 618 and encodes 205 amino acids. NCBI's taxonomy places the organism in Eukaryota, Metazoa, Nematoda, Chromadorea, Rhabditida, Ancylostomatidae. The record is from RefSeq and is a predicted model, not a curated record.
AUGUCAACUGUCAAAGCACCUUAUAAACAUCUGAGGAGAACAUUCUACGAGAUGCACACUAGAGCGGAAGUCCCAUGCAUGCUUUUCUUUAUACCUUUUUCCAUUAUGGCCGAAAAUGAAAAGUCAGAUGGCUCAUCUGGUGAGGAGAUGGACACGGAAACAAGUUCAAUGGAGGCGGCUGCUUUGGCUCGAAAAAAACGACUACUGGAGAUGAAGUCUCGCAUGCAUGGAGUGGAAAUGAAAGAAGAAGACUACGAAGAGGAAGAGCAGGCCACUAAGAAAAGUAAAUCAGAGGAGAAGCUAUUCAGGAGCUACCAACCUAUCUCAAAUGCGUUAGGGAAGGUGGAACAGCCUAGACCAAAGCUCGAUAUUGUAGAAGAAGUUAUUGCCUCUCACCUAGAAGACACAAAGAAUACGAAGGCUGUUGAAACUGUUGAUUUAUCAACGUUGGCCCCAAAGAAGAUUGAUUGGGAUUUGAAAAGAGACAUUGAGGCGAGACUUCAGAAACUUGAACGAAGGACUCAGAAAUGUAUUGCCGAGUUGAUUAGGCAACGACUAGCAGAAGGGAAAGGAUUCUUUCACUUUCCCAACUUGAUGUGUGAUACUAAAUCCUGCUGA